AUGGCUGACGAACGUCCUUUGGUUGUGGACAAUGGUACAGGCUUUGUCAAAGUGGGCUAUGCAGGCUCGAAUUUCCCGGAUCAUGUGUUCCCCUCCAUUGUAGGCCGACCGAUUCUGCGUACGGAAGAACGCGAUGCAAUCUCUGCGUCGGGUGUGGAGAUCAAGGAUCUGAUGGUAGGUGACGAAGCAGAGGCGGUGCGCACGUACCUGCAAGUCUCGCAGCCGAUGGAGCACGGCAUCGUCAAAGACUUUGAAGAUAUGCGUCAUGUGUGGAACUACACGUUUGAUGAAAAGCUUCGUAUUGAUCCUCGGGGCCGCAAAAUCUUGCUCACAGAGCCACCGAUGAAUCCGAAAAAGAACCGCGAGGAAAUGUGUCGCAUCAUGUUUGAAGAGUACGGCUUUGAUGGUGUCUACGUUGCCAUCCAGGCCGUUCUGACUCUCUAUGCUCAGGGUCUGCAGACGGGUGUGGUUGUGGAUAGUGGUGAUGGUGUGACGCACAUUGUGCCUGUGUACGAGGGCUUUGCGAUGCCACACUUGACGCGACGUCUGGACGUGGCUGGCCGCGAUGUGACGCGCCACCUUAUCAAACUGCUCUUACUGCGUGGCUAUGCAUUCAAUCGUACAGCAGAUUUCGAGACGGUGCGCCAGAUCAAAGAGAAACUGUGCUAUGUGAGCUACGACUUGGACCUCGACAAGCGCCUGGCAGAUGAAACGACGUCCCUCGUGGAGACAUACACACUGCCUGAUGGCCGUGUAAUCAAGGUGGGCUCGGAACGCUUUGAGGCGCCCGAGUGCUUGUUCCAGCCGCAUCUGAUUGGGUUGGAGCAGCCUGGUGUCUCCGAAAUGCUUUUCCAGACGAUUCAGACGGCGGCAGUGGAUGUGCGUCCUGAAUUGUACAAACACAUUGUGCUAAGUGGCGGUAGCAGCAUGUACCCUGGCCUUCCCAGUCGUCUGGAAAAGGAGAUGAAGCAGCUGUACCUCUCUCGUGUGCUGCAUGGUGAUGGCUCGCGCCUGGCGAACUUUAAGAUUCGUAUUGAGGACCCGCCGCGUCGUAAGCAUAUGGUCUUCCUUGGCGGUGCGGUCCUGGCGGACAUUAUGAAGAACCGCGAUAGUUUCUGGAUCAGCCGCAGCGAAUGGUACGAGCAGGGCCCACGUGCAUUGGAUCGCCUGGGUCGCCAUGCGUAA
Molecule: messenger RNA, 1185 nt
Organism: Malassezia pachydermatis
Lineage: Eukaryota; Fungi; Basidiomycota; Malasseziomycetes; Malasseziales; Malasseziaceae
Product: actin actin-like protein
Exons: 4
Coding region: 1-1185 (394 amino acids)
Biological process (GO): Arp2/3 complex-mediated actin nucleation
Cellular component (GO): actin cortical patch; Arp2/3 protein complex
Molecular function (GO): actin filament binding
Source: RefSeq, a predicted model, not a curated record